Molecule: messenger RNA, 5057 nt
Organism: Trichomycterus rosablanca
Lineage: Eukaryota; Metazoa; Chordata; Actinopteri; Siluriformes; Trichomycteridae
Gene: scaf11
Product: SR-related CTD-associated factor 11
Exons: 15
Coding region: 227-4378 (1383 amino acids)
Biological process (GO): spliceosomal complex assembly
Molecular function (GO): RNA binding
Source: RefSeq, a predicted model, not a curated record
AGUUACAGCUAGCAGAUCCCCAUGUGGCCGGGACAGUUUUAAACCCGAAGCUCUGUUUGUUCUCUCCUGAGUUCAGGUGCAUUAAGUUCGUGUUAGUGUUGUGCUGCAGAUGUUGAAUGCUGCUUUAACACACACAAGAGUCGUGCUGUUAUCCAGGCUAGCUGUGAGCUAGCCGUUCCGCAAAAGACUUAAUUGAGACGGACUGUGGCAGUCAGCUGAGCCAAAGAUGCCACCAGGGCCCAGAAAGGGUGUGCAGAGUGUCGAGGAUGGAUCGGAGGAUGAGGAAAGCCAGUGCUGUCCUAUUUGCCUGAAUGUCCCCAGGCCCUCAGAGUGUGCUCUGCCUGACUCUUGCAACCACGUCUACUGUCUCAACUGCCUCCUGCAAUGGGCUCAGUUGCUGCAGAUCUGCCCAGUGGACCGCAGACCAUUUAGUUCAGUCUACAAACGGGACUCUUUGCUGGGAUACAUCAAGAUUCCUGUGAAAACAUCCAGCAUAUUAAGCACUUGCAUAUCAACCAGCAAGAAUGAUAAAACAGUGGAAGGCGUUUCAAUUGAGGAGAAAACCCAAAUGGGAGGAAAGGAGAAGAAAAGAGUCAGUGUUCAACACAAAUGUAAAACAUGUGAUGUUGAGUCUUCUCCAUGGAAAAGAAAAAUGGUUGAAUGGGAGACUUGUCGCUCACAGUUGCUUACCCGGAACAGUCAGCACGGACUGUCAGGGCAGCAGGGGGAGACCCUCGGCAUGAUGACCCAAGUCAUUACAGAGACAGAGUUGAUGACUGAGGAGGAGGUGACUGAGGACUGGAGACUGUGUCGGAGAAAUAUGAUGUACUGCCACUCGCUCCCUGUUCCAAUACCCACUCCCAAUAUAUGUAUGCCAAGGCAGUGCCCCCGUGGUCAUGUUCUCGUCCAGAAACCAAUACUGUCUACCUCUCCAUGUCUACCGAACUCUGGAUUCCCUGUUCAAUUUGGAAAGGUCUGCGCAGUCACAUGUCCAAAAGGUGGAGGAAGAAAAGGUACAAGAGGAUCUGGAUUAAAGGGCUCCAGCACAAAAGCUGAGAAUGUCGCAACUACACGUUCAACCCGAAGCCGAAAGGGUAAAAGCGUAAAUGAGGAGACUGUAUCCAGCAGUCGGUCUCAACAGUCUGGCCCCAGUUCGAGCUCUGCUGCUGGCAGUGACUCAAAUGAUGUUCCAGCUUCCACAAGCAAGCAGAGAUUGACUGGCAAAAGAAAACCUACCGCCAAGAGGAAAGGAAGAACAAAAAAGACAGCUGCCCAACAGUCAGUAGUUGAAAGUCAGGAGGAAGACGAUAAGGAAGAGCAAGAAAAUGGGCAGAAUAGUCCGGAGGAACCUGACGCUGAUGGGAAAAAGCAGGAAGAUGAGCAGAUAUGUCAGGAGGAAUCAGAUGCCAGUGAUAAUGAACAAGAUGGGCCAAAGAGUCAGGAGGAGUCAGAUGCUGAUGGUAAUGAGCAAGAUGGGCCAAAGAGUCAGGAGGAAUCAGAUGCUGAGUUUGAGCUGCAGGAGGACUGUGAGAAGAGUCCGUUGGAAUUGGAUGCUGAUGUAAAUGAAGAUCAGAAAAAGAGUCAGGAGGAAUCAGAUGUUGAUGUAAAUGAACAAGAUGAUCAGAAAAGUCAGGAGGAAUCAGAUGUUGAUGACAAUGAACAAGAUGAUCUAAAGAUUCAAGAGGAAUCAGAUAUUGAUGUAAAAGACGGAGAUUCACAGGAGAGUGAUGAGCCAUCAGAUGCUGAUUUAAAUGAACAAAGCAGGCAGAGUUGUGCAGACGAAUCAGAUGAUAAUGAAAACGAACUAGAUAGACAGAAGAGCCAAAGGGAAGCAGAUGCAGAUAUGGAAGAUGUGCAGAAGCAACAAGAGCGACCAAAUUCAGAUGUGGAAGAGGAGAGUGAGUCGAGUCAGGAGGAAGCAGGUGAUAAGAACCAGGAAGAUAGUCUAGAGGAGUCCGAUACAAAUAUGGAGGAAUUGGGAACGGACGAGGAGCAACAAGCAAACCAGUCACCAUAUCAGAGGGAUGCAGGUGUAAAUGAUUCUGUUGAUCAUGAUAUAGAGGAUGAGAAAAUGCAUGAUGAAGAUCUUCAAGUUGAAGAUACAGAGAAUGCAGACAAGCAAAAAGACAAUCAGAUGUUACCAGUAGAUGAUUCUAAUGAGGAGAAAGAACCAUUAGUUGCUCUUGACAAGAAAAGUCAGCUUUCUAGUCCCUCUGCUGUGAUGUCAAUGGCAGAGGAAUCUAGCAAUUCCUCUAGCAGCGUGACUGGCAAACCUCAGGAUAGUUUACUUACCGCAAUGGAGGGCUCUUCACAGGAUGCUACAGAUCCUAAACCAGAGGUUGAGACUGUAUGUAAAAAUGAAACAGAUGGGGUUCAUACACAUACUGUUUUUGGUAGCCCCUCAGCCAAGUGUACUGCUGAGGACCGUUCACAAAUAGAACAAGACCCCUUAGCAACUUCAGAGGCAAAGCAAGAGGAAUCUCAGGAUAACACUGAAUCAAUACCUAUGGAUUGCGACUCCCCUGAACCAGAAAACACAUCACCUGCAGGAGACAUUGCCAUUCCUGCACCCCAGACGCUUCCUGUUGACCAAACACCUAGCAAGGGUGAAGAGGAAAAGAACGAGGUGCAGGAGCACAAAUCUGAGACCAAGUCUGAGGACCAAAAGGGUUCAGAAAAGACCGAUAAGCGCCCACGCAAGUCUCGUUUCCACUCGCCCACAACCACUUGGUCCCCUAAGAGUGAGUCCAGACGAGAAGGAUCAAGAAGGUCCCGGUCCAGGGAUCGAAGUCGCAACACCAGUUCACCACACAGAAGUCGAGGCCGCGAACACGAAGACGACAGAGGCAGUUCCAGACGCAAUCGCAGUAGAGAGAGGUAUAGCAGGAGGCGCUCUCGGAGUCGGUCUAGGAAUCGCUCCAGAUCGCGAUCGAGAUCCAGAAACAGAACGAAUCAUAGAGGCUCAUCUUCGGAACGCAGCGAUUCAAGGGCCCACUCACCAAGAAAAAGAGACUCUUGGGGAGGUGAUAAUUGGAGAGGCAGCUCCCGCAACUCCAACUGGAGGAGCAAUUCGGAUCGACCAAGUCAGUUUUCAGGUAGAGAGUCUAAUUCUUCCAGUAAUGGCAGCCACCAGCCUUCUGAGAAAUCGCCAGAUAGAAGCCAGUCAGAAAAUGCACACUAUGGGAAGGACAGGUCAUGGCUGAACAAUGAUAGUAGAGACCGAGAAAAGCACCAGGAAACAUUUGAUUCUCCUUCAGACUCCUGGCAUCGAGGAGGCAGGGGCAGGGGGUUUGACCAAGGACAUGCCUCUGGGCAUGGUCGGGGUGGUCAGAGAUUCUCUGGCCAGUAUGGAGAGUCGGCCGACAACUGGCGGCAGCAGCGUAAUUCUUUCUCAGGGAUGGCAAAUAACACUGGGGGUGACUCGUACAGUAAUUUUAAUGAAAACAGGCCUGGAGGAAAGAGAAAAGAGCUCGAGAGCUCUGAGCCACCACUGGACCGGUCAGGAUGGUCUGCUGCUUCUAGCUGGGCAGUGCGCCGAACCCUUCCUGCUGAUGUACAAAACUACUACUCGAGAAGAGGUAGAGGACCUGGGCCAGGUGGCAGCAUCUGGAACAAACAAGAUGAGGAACAACCUGCAGCUGGGGUCUCCAAACAAGCAGAUCCUCCACAAAGCGAGCCAAACACUCAUAUACCUAAUGAAGCAGUGCCAGCCCCUCCCACUGUACUGCCCCACCAGCUCAACAUGAUCGGAGUCCUACGCUAUCCACUGGGACCUGUUGGACCUCAAGGCCCUCCUCUGGCUAUCCACCCCCCACCAUUUACUAUGUCCACACAGAUACCUAUCCACUUGCCUCAUGCUGGUCCUCCUCCGAUGCCCCCCAUGACCAUGCAGGGGCUGCCCCCACCCCCUCCACCCCCUCCUCCUAUACAACAGGGCAGCUUCACUCUACUGCCCCCUGAAACAGUUCCUCAGGUGGUUACAAGCGUCUCUGUGCCGGGAAAAGGUCUGGUGAAAGCAUCACCAAACAAGACUGCACCACUACAGGCUCCUUCUUCUUUCAACACAGCCAGCAUAGCUCAGCCGUCUUCUACCACGCAGCCCAACUCUCACAGCAAAGCCCAUGCAGACAGCUCCAAGAAGGAAAAGAAGCUACAGAUUCAGGAAAAAGCCGUUGCUGAAGUGAAAGCAGCCAUCAAGCCAUAUUACCAAAAUAAAGACAUCACCAAGGAUGAGUACAAGGAGAUUGUACGCAAAGCUGUAGAAAAAGUCUGCCACAGCAAGAGCGGAGAGGUUAAUGCCAGUAAAGUGGCCAACCUUGUCAAAGCAUACGUUGACAAAUACAAGCACGCUCGCAAGAACAAAACGGACAAGAAAUAAGGGCGACCGCUGCGGCGUCCGCACAAGUGCAAUUUCUCCAAAAGGGCCUGCGUUAUACAGGCUGGAAUGACUGGAGCUUCUUUUCCUAUUUGCAGACAGUACUGAAGAUUUUUCUAUAGAUGGCAUAUUUUGUUGAAUUUGAAUUUCAUAGAGUGCAAAUGCCCUUUAAUUGCUUUAUCUGUUGAUUUUUGGGGGGAGGGGAGGGAACGGGGCCGUUGUAAACAUAAGCAGCUGUUUGUAGUCGACGGGUAGGGGUCAAUUGUAAGAAGUGUUUGAUCUGGUUGCUGACUUUUAUUUUCAACCUGUGAGGUAAAUGUAAUUGAUGAAUGGAAUGGACAGAGCGGUACUUCUGGAUUUUAAUCUUGCUGCCACAUGGACCUUAAUGAAGAAACCACGUUCUAGAUCGUCUGUUUUUGUUUUGUUUUUAAUUUACACAUUGUAAUAAUCUUACCAGACGUGCACUGACUGUUAUUGGCGUCAGUGUGGCUGGAUGGACGUGUGUGUGGAUCAUGAACAUUAAGGCCAGAGGCUGUACACGGCUUUUCAAUGAAAAAUAUGACUGGAGCUGUUGUGGAUGCAAGGUUUUUUUUCCUCCAUACUGCUGUCUGUGCUGCACAUCAAAUGUAUUUAUUUCCCUUCCAGAACAAUGAAAUAAACUCUGUUCUCCUUUGUACUUUUA